UUUUCAGAGCUCUCACACCUCCUGUGAAGGACACCAAAUUCACCCAACUUUAGGAACUCAUCCUCAGAACAAACCAACAAAAGACCUGGGGCUGCGGUGUCAGUCCUGGAGUGUGUGGUGUCUACUUGCCUGGUCUUCACCUCAUUCAGUCUCACCAGGGAAGUGUUUGCAGGUGAAGAUGAACAGGGGAAUUCUCUUCUUGUCCCUGCUUGGCUUCCUCCCGCUCGUGAUACCCACCUGCCCUGUGCCAUGCAAGUGUACCACCACCAUUAUUGACUGCACCUCAAAAGACCUCACUGUAGCAAACCUGCCCGUUGCCUUCCGUCCUUCAGCCGAAAUUAUCCACCUCGGUUACAACAGGCUCACCUCUAUUCCCAAUGGGCUCUUUGACAACCUGAAGAGCCUGCAGGUAGUGUACCUGCAGGGCAACCCUUGGGAAUGCACCUGUGACAUCCUGUACCUGCGCUCCUGGCUGCAGUGGCAGCAGAACCGCACCCUGUACCGGGAUGUGAGGUGCAGCUCCCCGAGCCACCUGCAGCACCGGGUCAUUGCCUACCUGACAGAGGACGAGGUCAACUCCACGUGCCAGUACUGGUACUGCAGCCUGGCUCUCCUCUCUCAGCUCUGUCUCUUCAUCCUCCUUUUCCUCCAGGGUAUCUUGGUUAUCUUCAUCAUUGUUUACCUGCAGAAAUUUCGGAGGAUGACCGCUGAAGCCCGGAGCACCACCCGAGAACUGCACCAGCAGGUUGACCCUUGGGUAUCUUCUUCAAGAAACCCCUACGACAAUGAUUAACAUCCCAAGACUGAAGACCCUCCUCCUCUGGGGGGAUGAAGUGCCAAGCCCCUGUGGUUUGUGAUACCCAGAGCAGACAUCUGACCCUGACUGCAGUCCAAAGCAGGACUUGAACUAUCAGACACUUGCCUGUGUUCCUAAAGAACCAAUCUUGUGGGUUUCUUAAUGCUUUGAACUCUUUAGCAUGAUGUUGAUUGCUUUGCUGAGCUGGACGUGGCUCUGGUUUGGUAGAUUAAAGAAAUCAUAAACUACAGUGACCAGAACUGACUCAAAUGGCUCACAAGGUCCUAAAGGCUACAGAGCUUGAUCCCUCCUAUGCUACAGUAUUUCAGCCACACUUCCCACGAUACUUCUGGUUGUGUUGGGUCAGGUGAGGACAGAGGUGGGCAGUGAACAGUUAAGGUACUGGACUAAGACAAUGCAGAAAUACAGUUUUCUCAUGUUACCACAGACUGCCUUAGAAUCUUUGGCCAAGUGACUUAGUCUUCUCCUGCCAUGGUUUCGCCAUCAGUAAAAGAGAAAAAAAAUUUCUUCCUGCUUGAUGCAUCUUUUCCAAUGUUCUUCUUCUGAGGGAGGGAGGGAAUGUUUAGAAGCCCACCUAUUUUAUCCUGUUUGCAUUCCUUUUAAUCUUCUUACAGUUUUAAUACUGACUUCAGGUGAGUGAGACUGGGGCCCUGAAUGCUUUUGAGAUAUUCAUCCUGAAGCCAAGAGUUGUUGAGACCAGUGGCUCGCUCUGGCUGUGCCUGUAACAGCACUUGGCAUGAGAGAUCUGGUCUUUAGAGGCUCAAACUGCAAACCCCACUGAUGUGCCUACUGCUGGUUAUAGUGUCCCUUAAUUAUUUUUGAAAUGAAGCAAAAAUGAAAUAAAAUAAUGAUGCCUGUUGGUGUAAA
This is a messenger RNA of Pipra filicauda (Wire-tailed manakin), 1684 nucleotides long. RefSeq names its product glycoprotein Ib platelet subunit beta (gene GP1BB). The transcript has a single exon. NCBI's taxonomy places the organism in Eukaryota, Metazoa, Chordata, Aves, Passeriformes, Pipridae. Bases 179 to 793 code for a protein of 204 amino acids. The record is from RefSeq and is a predicted model, not a curated record.